CUAAUCGUCUGCUUUUAGACUCCGGGACUUCGAUGUUCACGGGGGGGAUCGGUGGCUGCAAGUUUGGCCCGCCCUUCCCUCUGACCCCUUGGCACUGGCAGCCCGCAGCUAUAAACCGUUACCAGAAUGAGUUGGCCACCUUCUCUGCAGACCCAAACCUGUGGGGCCUGGGAGAUGAAAGAACGUCUUGGAACCGGAGGUUUUGGAAAUGUCAUCCGCUGGCAAAACAAGGAAACAGGGGAGCAGAUAGCUAUCAAGCAAUGUCGGCAAGAGCUCAGCACCCGGAAUCGAGAGAGGUGGUGCUUGGAAAUCCAGAUCAUGAGAAGACUGAACCAUCCGAACGUGGUGGCCGCCCGGGAUGUCCCCGAGGGGAUGCAGAAUCUGGCACCCAAUGACCUGCCGCUGCUGGCCAUGGAGUACUGCCAAGGGGGAGACCUCCGCAAGUUCCUUAACCAGUUCGAGAACUGCUGCGGCCUGCGGGAAGGAGCCAUCCUCACUCUGCUUUCCGACAUCGCUUCUGCACUCAGGUACCUUCAUGAAAACAGAAUCAUCCAUCGAGAUCUGAAACCAGAAAAUAUCGUCUUGCAGCAGGGACAGCAGAGGUUAAUCCACAAGAUCAUUGAUUUGGGCUAUGCAAAGGAGCUGGAUCAGAGCAGUUUGUGCACGUCUUUUGUGGGGACACUGCAGUAUCUGGCCCCUGAGCUGUUGGAACAACAGAAAUACACAGUGACCGUGGACUACUGGAGCUUUGGAACCCUGGCGUUCGAGUGCAUCACAGGAUUCCGGCCAUUUCUGCCCAACUGGCAGCCAGUGCAGUGGCAUUCAACAGUACGACAGAAGAGCGAGCUGGAUAUUGUCGUUAGUGAAGACUUAACUGGAGAAGUGAAAUUUUCCAGCCGUUUACCAUACCCUAAUAACCUUAACCGAGUUCUGGCUCUCCGGCUGGAAAAGUGGCUGCAGUUAAUGUUAAUGUGGCAGCCAAGACAGAGGGGUACGGACCACAUCUAUGGGCCCAACGGCUGCUUCAAGGCAUUGGAUGACAUCCUGGGCCUCAAGCUAAUUCAUGUCUUAAACAUGGUAACCGGCACUAUGCACACCUACCCAGUGACAGAGGAAGAAAGUUUGCAAAGCAUGAAAAGUAGGAUUCAGGCUGACACAAAGAUCCCAGAGGAAGAUCAAGAACUAUUACAGGAAGCUGGGCUGGCGUUAUUUUCAGACAAACCUGACACUCAGGGUAUUACAGAUGGCAAGCUGAAUGAUGGCCGGAUAUGGGACAUGGACGUCCUUUUUCUGUUUGACAACAGUAAAGUCACUUACGAGACCCAGAUCUCCCCACGUUCCCAUCCUGAGAGCGUCAGUUGCAUCCUUCAGGAACCCAAGAAGAAUCUCCCCUUCUUCCAGCUACGGAAAGUGUGGGGCCAGGUCUGGCACACUAUCCGAACCCUGAAGGAAGACUGUAACCAGCUCCAGCAAGGACAGCGAGCAGCCAUGAUGAACCUCCUUCGUUAUAACAGCUCGCUGUCCAAGAUGAAAAAUUCGAUGGCUUCUAUGUCUCAGCAGCUGAAAGCUAAACUGGAUUUCUUUAAAACCAGUGUCCAGAUUGACCUGGAGAAGUACAGUGAGCAAACGGAGUUUGGAAUCACAUCAGACAAACUGCUGCUGGCCUGGAGGGAGAUGGAACAGGCGGUGGAGCUCUGUGGGCGGGAGGCUGAGGUGGAACAGCUGGUGGGGCGGAUGAUGGCACUUCAAACCGACAUUGUGGACUUACAGAGAAGUCCAAUGGGUCGGAAACAAGGGGGAAAUUUAGAUGACUUAGAAGAACAAGCCAGGGAACUUUACCGGAAACUAAGGGAAAAGCCAAGAGAUCAAAGAACUAGUGGUGACAGUCAGGAAAUGGUUCGUCUGCUACUUCAAGCAAUCCAGAGCUUUGAGAAGAAAGUACGAGUAAUUUAUAAUCAGCUCAGCAAAACCGUGGUGUGCAAGCAAAAGGCACUGGAACUAUUUCCCAAAGUGGAAGAGGUGAUGAGUUUAAUGAAUGAAGAUGAGAAAACGGUUGUCCAGCUUCAAGAGAAACGACAGAAAGAGCUGUGGAAUCUGUUGAAGAUUGCUUGUAGCAAGGUGCGUGGUCCUGUCAGUGGGAGCCCAGACAGCAUGAACAUGUCACGUCUCAGCAACUCUAAUCAGUUGUUGUCUCAGCCUCCUGCGGUCCCCUGCAGCUUACCGGAGCCCAUCAGAAAAAGUGAAGAACUAGUGGUUGAAGCCCAGAAUCUCUGUACCCAGUUAGAAAAUGCAAUGCAAGACACCAUGAAAGAGCAGGAUCGGAGUUUUAUGGCACUGGACUGGAGCUGGCUACAGAUUGAGGACGAAGAGAGGAACAGUCUGGAGCAGACCCAGAUCUGACUCCACGAUGCUCUGUUUGGAGCCAGACCCCAUGACUUUUGGUCCCUGAGACCCUAACUCCGCUCCUGGGAUACGGAGCGGAUCCUCUGAACGUGGAUUUAAGUGCCUGGAUGGUGAGCAGCUUCCUCCGGUGCCACUGACUCUGAACGGGGAUGCCGGUCCUAGGAGUGACCGACUGCGUCCCGUGCCAGACAGCACCCUGCACCUUCUCGACCUUAAUCAAUGUUAAAUAAUGACGAUUUCUGAUAGUUGAGGAGAUUUCCACCGGUCCCAGCCCCCAGAUUCCUUCUUGGUUUCUUCCUCUUCAGCCACAGUUAAGCUCCUUGCCUGAGACUCCGGGCCUCUCUCACGUCUGGAUAAGAGCUCUCUCUCCACUCAGAUGUCAGUGCUACUGCUUCUAAGACAUCAUUUUUAUCCACUACAUUGUUCUCAUGCUUCUCUCCUCAUCAAGGCCAGGCUGCCAUUCCUCUUGACAGGGCACUCCAGGCUUCACAUCGGCAAGAGCCCGUGAGAUUUUAAGACUGCAGGAAGCCUCCUUGCCUACAGUUCAAGUGUUUGUGGGGAGGAAAAAGGAACCCCUGUUGUGCCUACCAAAAAUCGGCGUGAUUUUCACCUGCCUCUCCCAUGCGUUUGAAACCUGGUCGGCUCAAUUAGGCAACAGCAAUGGUGACUGAGAAGCAGCAGGCCUUGUGGAAAGGCUGGGGGCUGGGUUCUAAUCCUGCCUCCACCACUUGUCUACUC
Molecule: messenger RNA, 3141 nt
Organism: Tachyglossus aculeatus (Australian echidna)
Lineage: Eukaryota; Metazoa; Chordata; Mammalia; Monotremata; Tachyglossidae
Gene: IKBKB
Product: inhibitor of nuclear factor kappa B kinase subunit beta
Exons: 22
Coding region: 127-2400 (757 amino acids)
Biological process (GO): positive regulation of transcription by RNA polymerase II; tumor necrosis factor-mediated signaling pathway; peptidyl-serine phosphorylation
Cellular component (GO): IkappaB kinase complex; cytoplasm
Molecular function (GO): IkappaB kinase activity; ATP binding
Source: RefSeq, a predicted model, not a curated record